Ceratosolen solmsi marchali is the source of this 407-nucleotide messenger RNA. Its product is annotated as chymotrypsin-2-like. NCBI's taxonomy places the organism in Eukaryota, Metazoa, Arthropoda, Insecta, Hymenoptera, Agaonidae. The transcript has 4 exons. Bases 1 to 339 code for a protein of 112 amino acids. The record is from RefSeq and is a predicted model, not a curated record. Gene Ontology annotation, biological process: proteolysis. Gene Ontology annotation, molecular function: serine-type endopeptidase activity.
AUGAAUUUCAACAAUUUCUGCUAUAAAUAUAUCCCUCAUAUCCCAAAACAUUACAGAGAACUGCAAUUGAAAUUCUCAACCAAAUCUGAAUGUAAUAAAUUUCUCCAUUUUAUCAUUCAUGAUGAGCAAAUAUGUACAUUUGAGAGGCAGGGAAUUGGCGCUUGCAAUGGUGAUAGUGGUGAAUCAUUGAUUUACAACGAAGAAAUAAUUGGUAUUGGCUCUCUCAAUCGUCCUUGCACCACAGGAAUACCCGAUGUAUACACCAGAGUCUAUUCUUACUUAGAUUUUAUUGAAUCUGUAAUAUCACACACAGGAUUACCAGAAUGCUCCAUUUCGUAAAAACUUAAGUAAAAGUACUUUUGGGAAGCAUCACAAAAUCGUCGGCGGCAAAGAUGCUCAAGUGAAGG